Molecule: messenger RNA, 1038 nt
Organism: Microtus oregoni (creeping vole)
Lineage: Eukaryota; Metazoa; Chordata; Mammalia; Rodentia; Cricetidae
Product: patr class I histocompatibility antigen, A-126 alpha chain-like
Exons: 5
Coding region: 1-1038 (345 amino acids)
Biological process (GO): antigen processing and presentation of endogenous peptide antigen via MHC class I via ER pathway, TAP-independent; positive regulation of T cell mediated cytotoxicity; antigen processing and presentation of endogenous peptide antigen via MHC class Ib
Cellular component (GO): external side of plasma membrane
Molecular function (GO): signaling receptor binding; peptide antigen binding
Source: RefSeq, a predicted model, not a curated record
AUGGCGGCUGCAGCUCUGUGUCCCACUCUCCUGCUGCUCUCAGUACUCCUGACUCUGACCCAGACUGAGACCCAGAGAGGCGCUGGGUCACACUUGCUGAGAUUUUUGGUAACUACGAACGCGUCUCGAAUGGGUCUCCAAGAUUUCCAAGUCUACAUCGUUGGCUAUGUGGACGACACGCAAAUCCUGCGCUUCCACAGUGACGUGGUUACUAAACUAGAGCCGCUCUUGCCACAGACGAAACAAAUGGGACCUGGGUUUUGGAAGGAGGCGAAAAAGAGUAUGGAGGGUCAUGCACACAGGGCCCGAGAAAACCUGAGAUUUGCAAUCCAAAUUUAUAACCAGAGUAAUGACGGCUCUCAUACCUUCCAGUGUUUCAUUGGUUGCGACGUGGGUCCAGACAGACACCUCCUCCGUGGGCACUAUAGACAUGCCUUUGAUGGCCGUGAUUACAUCAGCCUGAACGAGGACCUGAGAACUUGGACUGCAGCAGACAGGACUGCUCAGAUCACCCAGCAACAGUGGGAAGCAAAAAACCUAGCAGAGUUCUGGAAGAACUACUUGGAGUACGGAUGCCCUGCUAACCUACACUGGCACCUGAAGCGAGGGAAGGAGAUUCUGGAGCGCUCAGAUCCUCCAAAGGCACAUAUAACCCAUCACCUUAGACCUGAAGGUGAUGUUACCUUGAGGUGCUGGGCUCUUGGAUUCUAUCCAGCUGAGAUAACCCUGACCUGGCAGAGGGAUGAGGAAGACCAGACCCAGGACACGGAACUGGUGGAAACCAGGCCUGCAGGGGACGGAACCUUCCAGAAGUGGGCAGCUGUGGUGAUGCCUUCUGGGGAGGAGCAGAGAUACACAUGUCAUGUGCAACAUGAGGGGCUGCCUGAGCCCCUCAUACUGAGAUGGGAGCCAUCUCCUUGGUCCCCAACUGGAGUGAUAGUUGGUGUGAUUCUCCUUGGAGUUGUGGUCACUGUAGCUGUAGCUGCCAUCGUGAUGCUGAGGAAGAAAAGCACAGGUAGGGAGGGAAUUGGUGUCUGA